UAACGGUUUAAAAGAGUGAAUUGGUAAAUGCAAUCAUAUAAUUAAGUUUAGGGGCAAUUGGAAUUAUGAAUAAUUUAAGUGCGCACUAAAUAGAUGAAAGCCAGUAGUAUAAGUUUUUUUUUAGGUGUUCCGCCACACAAAAACAGUAGACUCGAGAAAUACGCACACAAAUAAAAUCCGAAUUUUAUUUUAUUAUCCAUCUAAAUCCAUGGCGUUGGAGGAGAACGGCGGUGGAGAUCUGAAGGAGCAAGGUGAACAGGAGUCGUCCGAUUGGUCCAAAUUGUCGGCUGAUUUGAAAGUUGAGAUUUUGUGCCGGUUACCGGAAAAACCUCUGAUUGCGUUCAAAAGGGUGGCCAAAGAUUGGUACUUUCUGAUUUCUUAUACUUGUGUUCCUAGAUUAUCUCCACCAUCUCCUUCUGCCCCUAUCUGUGGUACCUUUGGUCCUGGCUUUACUAGUGAGCCAUCCAAGUCCACCACUGUAGUAUUCACUCCAUAUGGACAUUACCAUACCGUCUAUCAUCAGCGCCGUUCACGGAAUAAACCAGAUAAUGUUCGUUCCUACUUGGAUUCCUUGCCUUUCACUUGUACGACUAAGGAUCUGCAUGACUGCUGCAACGGUUUGCUUCUUAUAUCCUGCAGUGACGACGAACGCACUCAGUAUUUAGUUGGUAAUCCAGCUACGAGGCAAACUAUUCCGAUAUCUGUUAAUUCAAAGCAUCAAAAUUCCAACUUGGUGGACUGUUCGCUAGUUUUUGAUCCAGGCGAGUCGUUAGAAUACAAGAUUAUUCGGUUUGUUCACUCGGUUGGUAAAGUCACUAUUAGGUUAGUGGAUGUUUAUUCUUCUGAGACUGGAAACUGGAUCGAGUACAAACUUCCUCUUGCACCAGAGAUUUCUGGACUAUGGUGGCUUAAAAAUUCAGUCUAUCUAGAUGGAGUUCUGUACAAGAUAUGCCGUGAUGGACGCCUCAUUUGCAUAGACGUAAAAUCCAAUCUUACUAAUUUGAAUGCUUGGUCUACCCUUGAAUUGCCAUUUCAGCCGAUCACAGAUGAGUGUGUAGGUUCUAUUGGAGCAUCAAGAGGCAAUCUUUAUUGCUUCAAUCGAGAUGCAUCUAACUUUCUUCUUUGGAAGCUGAAGAAUGGUGUUCAAUGGGUUCUGGAAUACAAUAUAAGCAUAUAUAGGCUGAUUCAUCGUUCUUUUGGCCGUUAUUAUUGUAAGGUUUUGGGAGAUAAGGUGUGGACUAACUUUCAGCCUUGUGUCUUUCUUCCUACUCAGGACGAAAUUCUCAUUGAAACUCCUUGGUUCCUCGUAACUUAUAGUCCUAAAGAAAACAAUUUUGAGUGGUAUGACAUAGAGAUGCGUGGCUGUAAGACAAGAAGAUUAGGGCAAUCUUUUGCUUACUCGCGAAGCCUUGUUGUCUUCAAUAGCAUCAUCCAUAGGCAUUACGAAUCAUCUGCCUCGUUCAGAAUGUGUUCAAUUCAAAAAUCACAGUCCGUCUCACCAUGUAGUGACUAAGUUCCAAUGAAGUUGAUGUUUAUCUGCAAAAGUGGACUAGGUUUCGGAGUUGAUGUUUGUCUGCAAAAGUGUGGUCCAUUAAAUAUGAAGAUUUAGAGGUAAUCUUUGUCAGCCCAAUAGUAUUGUAAGGAUCAAGGAGGCAGCGUAUGUAUAGUAUGUUCAGGGAGGGAGUUUGUAUGGUUCAGGCAGGGAUAAUUUAUUUAAUUGGCCUGACUGAUGUAACAAAAUUUGUGUUUAUUUUUUCAGUUGUUAGAAGAAAGUAUCUACCUCUGCAACACACUUUUAUUUUUUAAGUAACCCCUUUUUUUCUUGUUA
Messenger RNA from Nicotiana attenuata, 1828 nucleotides. RefSeq lists its product as uncharacterized. NCBI's taxonomy places the organism in Eukaryota, Viridiplantae, Streptophyta, Magnoliopsida, Solanales, Solanaceae. Gene Ontology annotation, molecular function: protein binding. The record is from RefSeq and is a predicted model, not a curated record. The transcript is spliced from 2 exons. Bases 209 to 1513 code for a protein of 434 amino acids.